Messenger RNA from Antechinus flavipes (yellow-footed antechinus), 4827 nucleotides. Its product is annotated as zinc finger protein 454-like. The transcript is spliced from 5 exons. The record is from RefSeq and is a predicted model, not a curated record. The coding region runs from base 890 to 2143 and encodes 417 amino acids. Lineage: Eukaryota; Metazoa; Chordata; Mammalia; Dasyuromorphia; Dasyuridae. Gene Ontology annotation, molecular function: DNA-binding transcription repressor activity, RNA polymerase II-specific. Gene Ontology annotation, biological process: negative regulation of transcription by RNA polymerase II.
GGUCUUCCUCCGUGUGUGUAUGUGUGUGUGUUUGGGGGGGGGUCUUCCUCCGCAACCCCAUGAAUUGCGUUUUUGCAGACCGGCGGCGGAGCCCACGGAGGUUUGGGCGAGCUCAGCUGUGGGAUUUUGUCCCCUGCGAGCCUCCAUUCUCCUUUCACCCGAUGUGGCGCCUAGGACUACAUGCCCAUCCCCCCCAACCCCCGGUUAAGUGCAAAGACUCAGAGUUUGGGUUCGCCGGGAACACAGAAAACAAGGCAAGACCUGGGGGUCCUGGCUAGAAGGAGGCCGUCCGCAUGCAUGAUGCCCGCCGGUGCCAAGCCCUGCGCCCAAUGCUGGGCAAAGGAAGGCAACACCGGCUUCUGCCCUCAGGGAGCUUCCAGUCUAACGGGCGGUGACACCGUAUCGUGUAAAUACGAGUCUAAAUUGGGGGAGAGAGCAAGUACUCCGAAAGGGGCAGCGCCGAGCACGGGCUCCCGCAGAAAGGAAACUGGGGCUCCUGGAAAGGAAACGCAGCCGCAGAGGGGGAAGGGGAAGAGGAAAGAGGGGGAGAGGGGAGGGGGAGACGCUUCCAGACGUUGGCAUGAGAUGGGAUUUCUCCAGAGCAUGCGCACAAGCCGCCCAGGCCUGAGAACUACUUUCCCAGAAGCCCCUGUAGUCAAAAAGGAAGGAGGGCGCCCGUGCCCAUGUGACCUGACUCCCUUCCCUCUUCCCUGCUCUGAUCCAGAAAUCAGGAAUUUCCGCAUCUCGAAGCCCCUCGGGCUGCUGCUCGCAGCGCCGUGCGGGCUCCAGCACCGGCUCACAGAUCCCGUCAGCAAGCCGCCAGUUGUCCAGUUCUGCCUUUGGAGGACCAUGCAUUUCUCUAAGACUGAGGAAGCCUGAGGAUGAAGGAAUGGCCCCUGUACUCUUGACUGCUAAGGCUCCCCAGCAGGAAUUGCUGACAUUCAAAGAUGUGGCUGUGGUCUUCACCCGAGAGGAAUGGGGGCAGCUGGUCCCUUCUCAGAAGGAGCUGUAUCGGGACGUGAUGCUGGAAAACUACCGGAACCUGGUCUGCCUGGGACUUACAGAUACCAAACCAGAUGUGAUUCACCAACUGGAGCAAAGACAAGUACUUUGGAUGCCAGGGAGAGAAGGCCCAAGAAGCACAGAUUCAGAGCUUAGCCCCCAAACGAAGCAAUCAGCUGCCAAGAAGGGCACCUCUGUGGCAAAAGCAUCUCAGAAAAGAUCCAGGAGACGUGCUGACUUUGUCACCAAGUUAGGAAACACCAGGGAAGAAGGUGACAGCUUAGAUAAACCAAAUCAUGAAGAGAAACCUUAUGAAUGUAAGCAUUGUGGGAAGGCUUUUCAACGGAGGACGGGACUUACUAAUCAUGAAAAAGUCCACAGAGGAAGCAAAUCUUUUAAAUGUAACGUCUGUGGGAAGGUUUUCCGUCGGAGCACACACCUUACUCGACAUCAGAGAAUUCACACUGGUGAGAAGCCUUAUGAAUGUAAAAGGUGUGGAAAGGCUUUCCAUAGGAGGACAGGACUUAAUGAACACCAAAAAAUUCACACUGGAGAGAAACCUUAUGAAUGUAAUACAUGUGGAAUGGCUUUUCGCUGGAACACAGGACUUCUCCGACAUCAGGCAGUUCAUUCUGGGGAGAAAUCUUAUGAGUGUAAUGUGUGUGGCUCGGCUUUCUUUGAGAGAAAAUCGCUUGUUCAGCAUCAAAGGAUUCAUACUGGAGAGAAACAUUAUGAAUGCAAAACAUGUGGUAUGGCCUUCUUCAAGAGGAAGUCCCUUACUCAACAUCAGCGACUUCAUACUGGAAAGAAGCCCUAUGAAUGCAAUACAUGUGGAAAGGCCUUCUUCUGGAAGACAGGCCUUAUUUGCCACCAAACAGUUCACACUGGAGAGAAACCUUAUGAAUGUAACAAAUGUGGUAAGGCCUUCUCUCGCAAGGCAGGACUUACCCAACAUGCGACAAUUCAUACUGGAGAGAAGCGCUACAAAUGUAAGAAGUGUGGGACAGCUUUUCGUCAGAGCACUCAUCUUGCUCAACAUCAGAGUGUUCAUGCUGAACAGAAACCUUAUAAGUGUCAUGAAUGUGGAAAGUCCUUCUCCCGGAAGACGGGACUUAAUCACCAUGAGAAAAUCCAUACUUGAGAGAAAAUUUAGGAAUGAAAUGUAUAUGGAAAGGUCUUUUGCCGGAGUGCAUAACCUUUUCAACAUCAUAAAAUUCAUAUGGCAGUGCAACCUUUUGAUCUUGAAAUGGCUCUGAAGAGCAAAACACUCUCUUGAUAUCAGAGAAUUUAUACCAGAGUGAAAUUUCAUGAGUAUAAAGUUUUAUUAUAGUAAUUCUUAUCAGAAGUAUUUGAGCCAAAAUACAUAGAUAAUUCACUCAAAAAUUUAGAACUUAAACCUAAAAGAAAAUCUUCAAGAUCUGGCUAUUCCAAACUUUCUUUUUCUUAAGCCCCCACUCUUUUCCCUUAUUAUGAUUACAGAAAGUGUCUUAGAUGAUUCACUGAGAACAUUAAGUGCUCCUUCCCUCAGUUUUUUGAUUCUAAGCUUCUGAGAAUCAUCACUGAUUUCUUCUUCUUCUUUUUGGUCGAUGAGACUAAAUAUACUCCGUGUGUGCCCUUUAUCCCAUUUUCUCCCACAUAUUGCAGGCCCUUCCUCUAGCACACACUCCUCCCAUGUGCUUUAUUUCUCUCCCCUCUUUGGCUCCUUAUCACUUGGCUAUAAAUAUGUUAUUCUCCUUUUAUGUUUAUGUUUUUUUUCCCCACUCUUGGUAAUUUAGUGAAUUCUUAAAAGUCUUGUCAACUCCAGUUGUUUGAAUGGGAAGGGAGAGCAUCCUACCUCUUCCUUGCCUUUCCAGCACUGUCCUGAGGUGUGUCAGAUAAUCAAUUAUGGGGUGACUUUCGUUAUUCAAUAGAGCAGGACUGUUGUGCUACUGGAAGCCACCUGACAGUGGCUGCUGGAGAUCCAAUCCAGACCUGCAGAAUGGUCUCCUCAAGGAGACUUAAGAGGUAGCUGCUGUUCUCUGACCUCUCUAAGAGGCUGUUGCAUGUCUGACCUCUCUCCUCUUCCCUCUGCCUCCAUUUUGUCUCAUUCCCAGUCCACAACACUUGUGUCAGCAAAGGCUGCCCCGCAACUCCUUCAGAUGCUAUGAUCCACAGCUGUGGAGGCUUUCAGAGAAUUGACCUGUCCCUUAACACCAUAGGAACAUCUUGAUUCAACGAUGCCUUUGAGUGGUCAUAGGGAUUGGACAAAAGAGACAUUCUAUUCAUUUUAUUAAGACAAGUUCCUUUCACUGAGGAAGCUCCCAAGAGGACAUUGUGUCAUGCUUGAGGAUAAGGCUAAGACAGAGCCUUAGACCCUAGGAGGAGAGAACAGGACGGUAAAAAUAGGGCCGAGUUUAAAAAGAAGGCAAUUUCUGGAGUUUUCUUCUUUGACUUUGCUUCCUCUGUUUCUUCUCCUUGUUGAGUGCUGAGGGCUUAGAAGGCUUUCACUAUUUCCUGCUGGCAACUACAGUCGUUGGCUCUUUCCCCUUCUUUCCCUUAAAGUAGCAAGGUCUUAGAUGGAGAAACAAGUAAGCAAAGAGAUGCCAUUGUCCUUCUGAUCCAGCACAACUUGCACAAUGUAGAAAACAAGAAUUCUGCCUCCUCCUUUGAAGUGAGUUGAUGUGGAGCAAGCCUGGAUCUUAGCACUUGAGAGAUUGUUGGUGGUAGAUCUUUCAGACCUAGAUCCUAGAAUCAUUAGCUCCUUUUUACUUUCUUCUGUUUGAUAGGAAUAUAAGGACUUGGCUCAUUCCCUUGAAAGAGCUCCCUUGAAUGGCCAGGAAAGCAGGGUUUUCUAUAUCCUCUUCUCUUGUCUCCCCAAUGGGCUAAGGAGUACUUCUUGACAAGCUAACAAUCAGUUUUGAACCUCUUCAGAAAUCAUUGUGUGUCAUAUUUAAAAUCAUUGUUAGUGAUUUUAAUCUCAUCAUGUUAGAGGGCACUUCUGAUAGUUUUCGUCUGAGUUAGAAAUUUCCACUUAGGGUCCCCAUUAAAUAUUUCCAUUAGGUAAAAUUGUGUUUUUAUUGAGAUUUUACUUAGAGUAGGAGUACCAGAAGUCCCUGAGAAUGCUGACCCUUCCCAGUUCUGCAAUGUAACUGGCUUGUUAGUGGUGUUAAUAAAAAUAAAAUGUGCAGAUAGUAAUAGUAACAGUUUAACUCCUUAACAUUUGCAAAGUGCUUCAUAAAUGUCAUCUCCUUUAAUCCUCACAACAACCUUCUGAUGUGGGUUCUGAAUCAGAGAGAGCUAAGAACCUGCUGAGGAUCCCACAGCAGAAAGAAAUACCUGAGCUAAGAUGGGAGCCCAAGCCAUGCUAUUUAAUCUAAGCCUGGUCGCCUGGGCCACUGAAGGAUAAAUACAUCUCUUCCUCAAGUUAUGUCCCAUUACUUUGUAAGUUUCUUUGAGAGCAGGGACAAUUGCAAAAGAAAAUUAGACAGUGCUUGGGUAUCUUAAGAGUUCAAGCGUCUGGAUAUGAUGAACUCUGUAGGGUUGUUACCCUUUUCUAUCCUGUACCACUUUGGCAGUUUGGUGAAGUCUUUGAAUCACUGUCCAUUAUAAGGAAUCCUGGAUACAGCCAGGAAGAUCUGAGUUCAAAUCACACCACACAUACACAUUUCUGUCUGCCUGUUUCUUCAGCUGUAAAAUGAGAAUAAUAAUAACACCUACUUCCCAGAGUUAUUGUGAAGAUAAAAUAUAAUAAUAUAAUAUAUAAAUAAGAUUUAAGAGUGCUUUGUAAACAUUAUAGUGUUAUCCAUGUUAACUGUUCGUUGUUGUUAAAAUAAAACAAUUGCAAAG